AUGUUAUACGUGGUGUUACGCAUGCGUUAGUUUUCCCAAUUUACGAAUUUAUUUGAUAUAACCUAAAAAUUAUCUAAUAUUUUUGUGCACAUAAUAUAAGUAUUUUAAGUCAUUUUAAUAGUGACAUGCCUCGAUUCCCCUUACACCCAGCUAGAGGUACCGGAAUAGAUCCAGGUACUUGGAAAUCUAUACGUUUAGCUAAAUAUGGAUGUGCAAAUAGACCAUUUUUUCACAUCGUUGUCAUGGAAGAACAUAAAGAACAACGCGAACCACCGAUAGAACAAUUAGGCACUUUUGACCCUAUGGCUAAUAAAUAUAAUGAAAAAUUAGUAACUUUUAAUUUUAAUCGGCUACAAUAUUGGAUGAGUCAACCAAAAGUUGAGGUAUCUAAACCGAUCGCUCAAUUAUUAGGAUUAGCUGGAUAUUUUCCUAUCCAUCCACUUACAUAUUGGACAGCCUGGACAAAUAGAAGAAAAGCUGAAGAAGAAGCAAAAGCUCAAGAAUUACAGGAUAAACAAGAAACUGAAAAAGCUGAAGCAUCUAACUAAUAAAUCAAAUCAUUUUUUUUUAUCAGAAAGAUAGUUUAUUACUUAUAUAAUAAAGUGAAUUUAUUGGAAAA
Chelonus insularis is the source of this 619-nucleotide messenger RNA. It is a transcript of the gene mRpS16, whose product is annotated as mitochondrial ribosomal protein S16. The record is from RefSeq and is a predicted model, not a curated record. The coding region runs from base 126 to 548 and encodes 140 amino acids. Gene Ontology annotation, biological process: mitochondrial translation. The transcript is spliced from 2 exons. Gene Ontology annotation, molecular function: structural constituent of ribosome. Gene Ontology annotation, cellular component: mitochondrial small ribosomal subunit; ribosome. NCBI's taxonomy places the organism in Eukaryota, Metazoa, Arthropoda, Insecta, Hymenoptera, Braconidae.